Molecule: messenger RNA, 627 nt
Organism: Parnassius apollo (apollo)
Lineage: Eukaryota; Metazoa; Arthropoda; Insecta; Lepidoptera; Papilionidae
Source: the annotation of a GenBank genome assembly
AUGGCCUGCUCCGUGAGUGAUGCCCCCUCCCUGAAGGACCUCCCAAAGGUUGCCACUGACCUCAAGAGCCAGCUUGAAGGUUUCAACACCAGCUGUCUUCGCGACGUUGACACUAACGAAAAAAUUGUGCUUCCAUCAGCUGAAGACAUUGCGCAAGAGAAACAGCACUUAGCACUUCUUGAAGACCUAGAGAAAUUUCAACCUACCCUUUUAAAGAAGACCGACACUGUCGAAAAAAAUGUUCUUCCAAAUGCAUUGGAUGUUGCCGCUGAAAAAACUCAAAAGUCCUUAUUUGACGGCAUUGAAAAGUUUGACGCCAGCAGACUGAAACACACUGAAACACAGGAAAAGAACCCCCUCCCAGAUAAAGAUGUUGUCGCAGCGGAGAAAGCGCAUCAAAACCUCCUGGAAGGUGUUGAACAUUUCGACAAGACCCAAAUGAAGCACACAACGACCGAAGAAAAGAAUCCGUUGCCGCCCAUAGAAGCUAUCGAAGCGGAAAAGGAAAAGAACAAAUUCCUGAACGGUAUUGAGAACUUCGACCCCACCAAGUUGAAGCACACCGAGACCUGUGAAAAGAACCCCCUACCAACAAAGGACAUUAUCGAGCAAGAAAAGACUGCUUGA